AUGAUGGCCCUAAGCGUAGGCCCCAGAACGGUACUGCGACCCUUUGCAGCAACUGGCCGAAGCCUGUUGCAAGGCUUCGCGCCGAGGCAAGCAAGGAGCCUGCACCUCCCACUGCCACCUCUGGCAUCGUCCCACCUCAGCAGUCGACCACGGUCAAGGACACCACCCACGACGUCCCCGACACGGCAAUGUGCUGCGCUGCACACCUCCGCUGCCCGACCGGCUAAGCGGUCCCGAGCCCACAACGACGAGGAGAUCCCCGAUGCGCCGCCGACGACCGACUUCUCGCGCAUGGACAUGCUAGGCCAGACACCGGCACCCUCGACCUCGGUCGACAUCUGCUCGUCUGACGGGUUCAAGCUCAACAGCGGGGUCUCGAUCUACGACGGCAACGGGGUGAUGCUCGUGGGCGGCGAGGCCUUCGCGUGGCAGCCCUGGGGUCCGGACAUGAGACUCGUCAAUGCCAAGGGACAAUGGGAGGUCCGCGAGGAGGCGUUCGCGGUGCUGGACCUGCUCUGGCCUCGGCCUGAUCUGAUCAUACUGGGUCUAGGCCCAGAGAUGCGGCCCCUGAGCCCGGCGACGAGGAAGUACCUUGGCAGCCUGGGACUGCGCGUCGAGGUUCUCGACACCAGGAACGCGGCAUCUCAGUUCAAUAUGCUGGCCACGGAGAGGGGAGUUGACGAAGUUGCCGCGGCGCUGAUACCCAUUGGAUGGAGGGAGGGCAUCGGGGCCAACUACGACUAG
Molecule: messenger RNA, 744 nt
Organism: Diaporthe citri
Lineage: Eukaryota; Fungi; Ascomycota; Sordariomycetes; Diaporthales; Diaporthaceae
Exons: 2
Coding region: 1-744 (247 amino acids)
Biological process (GO): mitochondrial respiratory chain complex I assembly
Cellular component (GO): mitochondrial inner membrane
Source: RefSeq, a predicted model, not a curated record